Molecule: messenger RNA, 1214 nt
Organism: Limulus polyphemus (Atlantic horseshoe crab)
Lineage: Eukaryota; Metazoa; Arthropoda; Merostomata; Xiphosura; Limulidae
Product: nuclear cap-binding protein subunit 2-like
Exons: 4
Coding region: 1-588 (195 amino acids)
Biological process (GO): mRNA cis splicing, via spliceosome
Cellular component (GO): nuclear cap binding complex
Molecular function (GO): RNA cap binding
Source: RefSeq, a predicted model, not a curated record
AUGCCGCCCGGGGGUAUCUCUCCAGGAGCUGCUGAUUUGAAUUUUCAUUCUGAAACGGGAUAUUCUAGGAAGAAUUUAGACUCCCUGUUUCCUGCUUCUUUCACUAGAACUUCCUCUCCUGAGGACUCAUCUGAUCAGUCACCUCUGCCCCUUUUUUCUGCAGGCAGCCGAGCAGAACAAGAGAAACUUUUGAAACUCAGUAGUACUCUAUACAUUGGAAACUUGUCAUUCUAUACUACUGAGGAACAGAUUUAUGAACUUUUUUCUAGAUGCGGUGAUGUCAAGAGAGUUGUCAUGGGGCUUGAUAGAUUCAAAAAAAACCCCAUGUGGUUUUUUGUUUUAUACUAUUCAAGAAAAGAUGCAGAAAAUGCUAUGAGAUAUGUAAAUGGAACCAGAUUGGAUGACAGAAUAAUAAGAACAGAUUGGGAUGCAGGAUUUAUUGAAGGCAGACAGUUUGGUAGAGGGAAAACUGGAGGACAGGUUCGAGAUGAAUACCGAACAGAUUUUGACACUGGAAGAGGAGGUUAUGGGAAGCUGAUUCAACAGAAUAUCAGUGGUGCACCAGGGCCUAUUCCCAUGAUUCGCUGACAUUUCAUAUUUAAUGAAUAAAUAAAAUGUGUGUUUAUACAUUUAAUUGUUACUUGAAUUACUUUUCUGUUAGUGAAACAUACAACAAAGAAACCUUAAAUUUAUACUAUUGCACUGUAAACUGUGGCUGUAUAAGCUUGUUGUUAUAGAGAUAAUAUUAUAAACAACAGUAUUUGGAGGAGUAUAAAUGAUGAUUACAUGCAUUUAACAAAUUAAAAUAUUGUACCUUGAAUUAAGAAUUGUUAGUAAUUUUCAUCACUAUUUUUACAGAGCAACUUUUUUUUUUUUUAUUUAAAGAUGUUUCACCAGAUUAACCUGGUAAAAUGUCUUGAAGUUAAAAAGUAAAAUAUUUUGCUCUCAAAAUACAUAAAAAUAAUGUUUAAAAUUGCAACUAUUUAUAGAAUCAAUGAUUAAUGUGAGAAAACUGUUCAUAGUAAAACCAGAACAAGCUUUUAGCUCUGGGUCUUUAGUAAAAGUUUGCAGGUUCAGAGGUGUACAUAUUUGUGUUCUUCACUAAUGUGUUUAUUUAGUUGUUUUAUUGUAAUGUAAGCUGAACCUAUUUCUGUGUAAUUUUUCUACAGUGAAUGUCGUCAUUUCUCAAAAUAAAAUAUAGGUUAAUUGAAAGA